GUGAUAAUAAGAACAGCAGCCGCUCUCGCUCCAAUGGACGUACCCAGUAUUGAGGAACCACAUAUAUCUCCGUGUUGAUGAACCCGAUUCAGUUUGAGAAGGACGAUGACACCAACUAUCAUAUGGAUCUAAUUGCUGGACUUGCCAACAUGAGGGCAGGGAAUUAUAGCAUUCCAGAAGUAGACAAGCUCAAGGCCAAGUUCAUCGCAGGGAGGAUCAUACCUGCAAUUGCAACAUCAACUGCUAUGGCCACAGGUCUUGUUUGCCUGGAACUGUACAAAGUCCUAAGUGAUGAUCACAAAAUAGAGGACUACAGGAACACCUUUGCAAAUUUAGCACUCCCUCUUUUUUCCAUAGCGGAGCCAGUUCCUCCCAAGGCGAUCAAGCACCAAGACAUGAACUGGACUGUGUGGGACAGGUGGAUUGUGAGAGAUAAUCCAACUUUGAAAGAGCUUCUCCUAUGGCUGAAAAGCAAGGGACUGAGUGCUUCCAUCAUCUCCUACGGCAGUUGCUUGCUCUACAAUAGCAUGCUCCCAAGUCACAAAGACCGGUUGGGCCGGAAGAUGGUGGAUUUAGUUUGGGAAGUGGUGAAAGCAGAAUCGCCUCCGUACAGGCGGCAUUUUGAUAUUGUGGUGUCUUGUGAGGAUGACGAAGACAAUGACGUUGAUAUUCCUCAGAUUUCUGUAUAUUUCAGGUAGCCUGUUUACUCUGAUUAGUAAAAAUAGAUAUCAGGUGAUAUUUAGCUGUAGUCAUUGAUCUUGGCUUUCUGUUGAUUAGUAUAUGGAUUGUGAUCGUUUUCCAUGUCUUGAAUAUAUAAUUGAAAACAACUCUGAAUCACUAUUUCUCUAAUAGGAAGUGGAUACGUGAUAAACCUGUACUAAGUACUCCCUACACGCCCCCAAUGGCUGUCUCU
Messenger RNA from Rhododendron vialii, 913 nucleotides. RefSeq names its product ubiquitin-activating enzyme E1 1-like. Gene Ontology annotation, molecular function: ubiquitin activating enzyme activity. Gene Ontology annotation, cellular component: cytoplasm; nucleus. The record is from RefSeq and is a predicted model, not a curated record. The transcript is spliced from 2 exons. Lineage: Eukaryota; Viridiplantae; Streptophyta; Magnoliopsida; Ericales; Ericaceae. Gene Ontology annotation, biological process: ubiquitin-dependent protein catabolic process; protein ubiquitination; DNA damage response. Bases 78 to 698 code for a protein of 206 amino acids.